Betta splendens (Siamese fighting fish) is the source of this 4930-nucleotide messenger RNA. It is a transcript of the gene itprid1, whose product is annotated as ITPR interacting domain containing 1. Gene Ontology annotation, molecular function: signaling receptor binding. NCBI's taxonomy places the organism in Eukaryota, Metazoa, Chordata, Actinopteri, Anabantiformes, Osphronemidae. The coding region runs from base 1172 to 4639 and encodes 1155 amino acids. The transcript is spliced from 14 exons. The record is from RefSeq and is a predicted model, not a curated record.
CUUCGAGCCAAAGCAGCAUCAGGGAAUGGCUGACCACAACCAUCACUGAGGAAGAUGCAAAGCACGAGCCGCUGAGGGAAGCUGCAGAGCUUCUGAGGAGGAACCCCAGUGGUGACGAUGACUUGGCUCUCGGGAUAGAAGGUAAAUCUCAGUUGUACAGUAUGUUGUUUAUCUAUAAAGACGUGGCGUGAGUCAUCUGCGGCCCUGUAAAUGCCUGAACGUCUUCUGCUGUAAGUCACAAGCACAGACUGGGACCUGCACUGCAGUCACAGUGACAAGCAUCACCACCAAGGUUGCACUGUAUUAAUUUCACACUGUAUUUCUCAGUGUGUGUGGCCUCCUGCAUCAAUAUCCAUAGUUUAAUUUGUUUAAUUGCCUCAAUUUAAGGAAAAGGAAACACAAAAGGAAACGCUUACAUUUACACAUUUACAAAAGCACCUGUCUCAACUUCAAAGCUGAACAACAGCCUUUAACUUCUGUGUCCGCUGCUGUUCCCCUCCAUUAUGGUUCAUUAUGUCCAGGAGGAGCGAGCGGCAGCGGCACUUCAGACGGCCAGCGCUCCGUCACACAGCCGGCACCAUUACCUAAAGUUUAGACAGAUCUUAUGGAAAUGCCUGCAACGCCGCCGUUGUUGUGCUGUGACAGGGACACUGCUUUGUUCUUGACCGCAUGCCAGAGCCUAAUGGAGUCCCAGUCUGGGAGAGGGAGGUAGAGGUGACUGCCAAAACCAAACACCCUCUGGAGAGAGAGAGAGGGAGAGAGAGAGGGGGGGGGGCGAGAGUAAGAGACAGAGACGGAGAGAAAACACUUGCCUAAUAUAGCUCGAGGAGCCUUGACACCAGAUCUGGGCAGGAUGUACUGACAUCCAACCAGACGGGAAUCCGGGAGACGUUCCCCUCUGGGCCCGUGUCAUCAUGCUUCGCCUGUCUCCUCGUCCAGCUAACAUGACUUUUCUCCCCUGCAGCGUCUUUAUAUGGUAAACAGGGAGUGAGGACGGUCCAGGACUUUCUGCGGUAAGGACGCGUCUGCGGCGCUUGUUGGUGUCACGUCCCGUCGGGUCUUUACGGCCUCGCACAAAGGUCCCGUAAGGUGGAGCAGGACGAGUCCAGCUCUCAGCAGGUGGAACAGCAUCAGUUCGACACCUUCAGGCCACUCUGGACCACUCAGUGUCAUGGACAUACUCAACUUGUGGAAGGACGACCCGGAGGAGUUUCUCUUAGACCUGGGCUUCGGCUGUGACGAACCGGACCUCUCCGGACGCAUCCCGGCACGUUUCAUCAACUACCAGUCUCAGGCGAGAGGCAUCAACCUCCAGGUGUUCCUGGAAGCCCAGAAGAGCCGCAUGGACCUGGAGAACCCGGACGUCAGCAAUCGCUUUCGGCAGCUCGAGGUCCUCCAGCAGGUCACCACAGCGUUCUCCUCCUUGGUGGGCUCCUCCCCGUCCAAAGCGCCGCUGGACAAAGGCCUGCCUCCGGAGGCUCGGGAGCGGAGGAGGCGCAUGGGAAUGCUCCUCAGACGAGCGUCCAAGAAGUCGCUGAGCCAAAUGCACGGCCAGAAAGCUCUGGACCUGAGCACGGCCGAGGUCGCGCUGCAGCCGCCACCCGGCCCCGGAGACAGGAAGGGCCCCUCCAAAAGGCCCAAGCCCGGGCCGAUGGAGGCUGGGAGCCUGAGUCCUCUGGCCGAGGAACUGGGAGCGGGUCAAGAGGCGCAGGUUGUGGUUUGCUUCAUGACCCAGGAGGCCGCACCGAAACCCGGGGCCCUGAGGGAAGGUCAUCCCCUGACAGUCACGUCUCUGCUGCAGAGGAAGAAGAGCCAGUGGCAGGCCAAGGAGUCGUUCGAAAUGGAAGAGAUCCACAGUUUUGAUGAAGGUAGUGUAACAGGGGCAACAGACAAUAUAGUGCGGGGCCUGAUACGGACCAACAGCUGCCAGUCGGACAGCAGUGGCUUUCUAGAAGAGCCCUUCGUCCCCCCUCUCCCUCCACAGGGGUCACCGGCCCCUGACCUCAUCAAGGCUCUGGCCGGUCUGUCAGGGGCGAGUACCGACAGCCACAGCGAGGAGAAGCCCGGCUCUCCUCCUCCCUUAUACCCUCAUACCUCCACAUCUCCUCCACGUCUGCCCGCGGCUGGUGCUGAGAAACCUCCAUCUCCGCGUCCUUCGCCACAGCCGUCCUCUGGUUUGAGCGUUUCGCCGCCUCUCGUGAACUCGGAUCCGCCCGGUUCAGAAGCUGAGGCGUCGCCUCAUGAAGACCGCUCACUACCUGGGGCUCAGUUACCGACUGAGCGCCUCGCUUCUCCAGAGCGCUCCACCCCUCCCCCCUCGCCCCCCGCCCCGGUGCAAACAGCCUCACUAAUUAAAAGUGACAACAAAGAUGCUCGCUGCCUCCGCCUCCCUGAUUCUGGACACACAGCACAUAGUAGUGUAAGUAUUCCUCCUAGUGUGGCGUCUCCAACCUGUGAUUCCCCGCUUCCUGCCUCCGUUGCUCUGUCUUCUGGAUCCUGCUGGAAUCCAGGAAGCAAAGAGGGCUUUUUACAUAUGUUGCCUGAUUCAGCCUCUGGUGGGUUCUCGUCUCAGGAGGCUUGUCCCUCGCUGCCCUCGCUCGCUCCACUUCGCCUGUCUGACUCAUCACAGUCACAGGAUCCAGAUGCUCUGAGAGAUCCAGCUGCUGAAACGGUUUCAGACCUGAGCCGACCCGUUAACACAGACCCUGCUCCAACCUCUGCUGUCCUAGAUGUUAUUCAUGUAAAGAUGGAUGAUGUCCCUCUGCACUUAGAGGAUACCCUUCAGAGGGAAGGAAAGGGAGAAGUGGCGGGAGAGAGACGCACGGACACUGAGCAGACCACAGAGACUGAUGUUUACAUCCCAGACACAGAGGGCUCUCUUUCAGAAUGUUCUCGAUUAGUCUCUGAGGAAUUAUCUAAACAAACAGAUCCACAGAUUCACCAAGACGCUCCUUAUCGAUGUUCGAAGGAUGAGCUUUCAGGUGAAACCGGACAGGAAAGUGUUGGGAAAGUAUGUGACGUCGAAACAAGAGGCACAGGAGGUGAAUCAUCUGUUCGACCUUUAGUCUUUAGACUCCAAGAGGUUGUAGAGGAGUCCAGUUGUAUUAAAGCAGAUCCAAAGAAUCUAAUUGCGAUUGAGAGCUUAGAUAUGGUGUUUGAAACGUCGGUGGACGGUUCUGAGUUCGACAAUGGAGAAGGAGAUGCCUUUUUUCGGCAGCUUGACACCGAAGGGCAAGUGUUUUGGGCCGAACCUGUUCAGAUUUGCUUUUCGCCCCCGCUGCUUGAAGAGUCGGGCGGCUUUGAAGCCUUCGAUGGAGCGCCUGGACCUUCUGACCUCCGUGAAGCCCCACGCGAUCCGAUUUCCCCCACAGACGUGCCUCUGGAUGGAAGAACCUCCCCACCACCACAAACAGUCAGCUCUGACCAGACAUUCAGACCUGCCACCGACCGCGUAGACGCGCUCCCCGCGUCCUCUCCGUCCUCUCCGUCCUCGUCCUCAGGACACAAGCCUCUGAGCCGCUCCGUUUCUGUGCAGAUGUCUUCAUCCCCGUCUUCUCAUAUCGUUCACAGGAAGGAUGUUCCCUACGUGACUGAUUCAAAACGCACCCUCCCCCCUCCUGUCCUCCCUUUGGACACGUCCAGUCCCUUUCGCGCUGUCCAGUCGUGGACGGACCUACGCAUGCAGAGAAACAAGAAUUUAUCAUGUGAGCUUCUCGAUACUGUCCCCAAUGAAGUGAUGUCAUACAGAAGUGCUCCAGAAAAUAUACAACGGGCCGCGCAGAUGUCCUCCUCCACUCCAUCGUUUCCUGUGCAGUCCAACAACUGGCAGUCACACGAGUCUCUGGCUGGAAAGGGUAGAAAGUAUAGGACGGUGUCGGUCUCCGUGGACACGGGCCUGUCGUCUCACCAAAACAAGGACAACAACAGGAACGGAGGAGCGGCUGAGAGGGAGCGCUGGGAGCGGGAGACGAGCACCUUGGUCUGCUGCUGCUGCUCCUGCGACCGCCAGUGCGCCUGCUGUCUGCAGAGGGGUCCCAAGAAGCAGCAGAGCCUGGAACCCGGUCCCUUCUCUCUGGAUGAGCUGGAGGAGAUGAUGCUGUGUCUGCAGCAGUUCUGCUCCGUUCUCAGCAACAUGGAGGAGCAGCUGUCUGAAGACCAGGCUGCAGUGUACAGCGCUCUCUCUGACCACGACAGGGAGAAUGUUCGACACAUAGAGGAACUGAGGCGAGCUGUGAAACAAGAGGCUGGAGAGUUGGAGAAGCAGCUGAAUGAUCUGGCACAUCACUAUGACGACAGCUUGAAAAUGAAGAUGCACAGACUGCUGGACGAGCAGUCUCUACUGUGCUCUCAACUCCAAGUCUUUCUGCCUCGAGCAUCGAACCCCACUUCCAACAGGACAGUAGCCACUCAGUGCUCUCUGAUGCCCUGGUUCGCUGCUGGUCACAUGCACGGCGAUCACGUCUCCUCCUGGAGCGCCUGGAAAGAAGAUUCCACCCGAGUGAUACCUCCUGGGUUAGAGAACAUCUGUGAGGGCCUGGGAUCUUCUCCCACUAAGGCAGACAAGAUGGACAUAGUGGGCUUCCUCCAGCGACUGAGGGAGUCUUUGCAUCACUCUGUCAACACGGACUCGUUGGAAUAAAAGAUUUUUCAGCUUUGGGUCAAUGCCUGAAACUACAUCUGAGCAAUUCAAAGUCUUCAAAUUAAAUAAUUUAUCCUUAACUGUGCUGGAACUAGAACCACUACAACUUGCAUGGGAUACAAUCCUCUGAUAAUUCUAAUUAUUCAAUUCUCAUUUUCAUAAAAUAAUAAUGUACGACAAUGUAAAUGUAGGUAUAUUUAAUGUAAAUGUUAAUAGACACUAAGCCUCUGCUCUGUAAAUGCACAAAUGCUUUAAAUCUUAUUACAAUAAAUCAUAGACUACUGAAACGUA